Molecule: messenger RNA, 552 nt
Organism: Mitosporidium daphniae
Lineage: Eukaryota; Fungi; Microsporidia
Exons: 2
Coding region: 1-552 (183 amino acids)
Source: RefSeq, a predicted model, not a curated record
AUGGUUGAAAAGCUAGGGUUGGAAGACGUUUUUACUCCGGAGGUGUUUGAGGGACAAACUCGAGUAGAUGCAAAUGAAGCCAUUAAAACAAUAUUUUCGCUUUCUGAGAAGAAUCUGCUCAAAGGAGAAUAUGCCAUUAAUUCAGAGAUCUAUGAUAAAAUUAUGGACACAAUUAUACAGCUCUUCAAUUUCGAUCCAUCGGAUGUUUAUCAGAAGGUACCGGAUAUGGAAAUGUUGCAAUCGAAUGCUAACCUAAAAGCUUUUGAGGAUGAGACAACUUCUGUCGUUUUCUUUUGUGGACCUAAGCGAAAUUCAAUGUUGUCUCAAGCUUUUAAGGUCAACUUUUCUUAUCCCAAACAUGGCCUUUUAUGGAGGGUCCUUAUUUACAACAGUGGCGAUGGGUUAGAAUAUCACCAAGGAUACAAUUCUGGUCCAAGGAAGCAAUAUUCACCAGUGGUGAUAUGUGAAGGUCCUUCCUUUCUCAUGACUCAAGCCUGGACUGAUGCCUCAUUGAAUUUUGGCUAUUAUCGAAAGUUUAUCAAAAAUUUCUAA